Messenger RNA from Penicillium riverlandense, 1077 nucleotides. RefSeq lists its product as uncharacterized. The transcript has a single exon. The coding region runs from base 1 to 1077 and encodes 358 amino acids. The record is from RefSeq and is a predicted model, not a curated record. Lineage: Eukaryota; Fungi; Ascomycota; Eurotiomycetes; Eurotiales; Aspergillaceae.
AUGGGCCAAUCGGACAAAAAACCUACCACAACCACCACCACAACCAUCAACCCGCCCAGCUUUUCCCGCCUCGAGUCCCUCCCCGUGGAAAUCCUGCAGUUGAUCUUCCUGCAUAGCCUAGAGCUCAACUUUCCGCGCACCUCGCCGUCUAUCAGCCGCGCGCUCUCGAGUAACCUCCUCUACACAUGGCUCAUCCGACUAGCCUUUAGCAGCGCCAACCCGGGCUCGGCGGAGGGAUUCUUCACCCCGGAGUUUCUGCCCUACCCGCUUGAUUUCUGGGGCCUGGCGUGGGAGCAGCGCCAGGUGCUGCAGACGGGCCUGCUGGCUUGUCGGUGGUGCACGCUGUCUUUUCUUCGAAAGUGUCAACGGGAGUACGUGGCACAUGUUAUCAAGCAGAAAUGCGCGAAUCUGGUUUUUCGUCCGGAUGACUGGGCCCUGCUCUCGAACCUGGACUCGCGCUUCGCAGACCUGACCAACGCUGAUCGGGCAGCUGACGGCGGCCGGCGCGGCAAAGGCGACCUAAUCAUCCCCGCACACCUGGGCUCGAAUGAGAAUGCCACCAACACCUCUUCUUCAUCCCGCAACGCAGACCGCAAACUCGCAAUCUGGUUCCACUUCGGCGCCGUACAAAUCCGCAAACCCCACGAAGUAUACUACGAAAACGACCUCUUUCGCCUCCCUUGCUCCUUCGUAAUCGCCCCGGGCCGAAUCCCUGACAAACUGCUCCAUGCGCCGUGGUCAGAGACCCAGUUCGAGUUCCUGCAGCUCCUCUCGACGGACUUCUACCUGGACGAAGAUCAGGUACGCGCGGAACGCUCGGCGGAUAUCAUGCACCGGCUCAUCCGCAAGCGACAGAUUGAGCCCUUUCGGCGGCUGCUGCGUAUGUCGUUUCGGUCCGCGAAUUGUCGCGUUCCGGCGCGGUGGCCGUUGAGCGUGGAGCUUUGUGCGCUUGUUAGGCGCUGUAGUACUGGCGCUGGGGAUCCGUUUCCGUUGGCUAUUCUGGAUGAGCGGUGGGAAGAUAUUCCGAUGGAGGCGAGGCGGGAUUUGCUUAUGUUUAUUGAGGCGGAGGAGAGUUGA